AUGGUCUCCUACCGCAUUAUCACCCUCCUCGCCCUCGCCGCUACUGGGGUCAUCGCUGCUCCUUGUGAGGCUGGCAACGCGAACAACGCCGCCGGAACCGGAGUCGCGGCCGCCUCCAACGCCCAGGCGACAGGAGCUGCCGGCAACGCCCAGGGCGGAGCGGCUGGUAACGCACAGGGCGGUGCUGGUGGUAACGCACAGGGCGGAGCCGGCGGAAACGCCCAGGGAGGCGCCGGUGGCAAUGCGCAAGGCGGCGCCGCGGGCGGAUCGUGCCCUCCCACCACCGCGAACGAGGCCCAGGGGCCCGACAACGUGGGCGUCGACGGCGCCCAGUUCGUGACCGGCCAGUGCACCAGCGACGCCAACUGCGCCUCGGGCUGCUGCGUCCUCGGCGGCGGCAACGACCCGACCAUCGCCGUCUGCCGCAACGAGCCUGCCCUCCAGCCCGACGAGAGCUGCGGCUUCACCUGCAACUAA
Messenger RNA from Diaporthe citri, 477 nucleotides. RefSeq lists its product as uncharacterized. The transcript has a single exon. The coding region runs from base 1 to 477 and encodes 158 amino acids. Lineage: Eukaryota; Fungi; Ascomycota; Sordariomycetes; Diaporthales; Diaporthaceae. The record is from RefSeq and is a predicted model, not a curated record.